This is a messenger RNA of Euleptes europaea (tarantolino), 1458 nucleotides long. RefSeq names its product procollagen C-endopeptidase enhancer (gene PCOLCE). The record is from RefSeq and is a predicted model, not a curated record. Gene Ontology annotation, molecular function: protein binding. NCBI's taxonomy places the organism in Eukaryota, Metazoa, Chordata, Lepidosauria, Squamata, Sphaerodactylidae. The transcript has 9 exons. Bases 1 to 1446 code for a protein of 481 amino acids.
AUGGAGCCGUCCGCCCUCGCCCCGCUGCUGAUGCUGCAGCUGCUGCUCUGGCUGCCGCGGCUGAGCCGGACCCAGGACCCCCCGGCCGCCCCCGCCGGCAACCACACCAGACCUGUCUUCCUCUGCGGGGGCGACCAUACCGGAGACACCGGCUACAUCGCCAGCGAGGGCUUCCCCGCCCACUAUCCUGCCAGCAAGAAAUGCACCUGGACCAUUACGGUGCCGGAGGGCCAGGUGGUGAUGUUGUCCUUCAGGGUUUUUGACCUGGAGCCAGACCCCGUUUGCCGCUACGACUACCUGGACGUCUACAACGGGCACCAGGCGGUGGAAGGGCAGCGCCUCGGCCGCUUCUGCGGCACCUUCCGCCCGGGGGCCGUCCUCUCCACCAGCAACCGCAUGAUGCUGCAGAUGGUGUCCGACGAAGGCACCGGUGGGCGAGGAUUCCUGGUGUGGUACAGUGGCGGACUCCCUCACGUCAAUGAGAACCAGUUCUGUGGGGGGAAACUGGAGAAGCCCCAUGGCAGCCUGAAGACCCCCAACUGGCCAGAGAGUGACUACCCCCCAGGCAUCAGUUGCUCCUGGCACAUCAUUGCCCCAAAGGACAAGGUGAUCGCGUUGACCUUUGGGAAGUUUGACGUGGAGCCGGACACCUACUGCCGCUAUGACUACGUUGCAGUUUUCAACGGGGGUGACCGGGAUGACUCAAAUCGGAUUGGCAAGUUCUGCGGAGACAACUCCCCCAGCCCGGUCUACUCGGAUGGAAAUGAACUGCUGGUCCAGUUUGUCUCUGACCUCAGUGUCACGGCCGACGGCUUCUCUGCUUCCUAUCUAGUGAAGAGCCGCAACGAGCUGGUGGACAAAGCUGCCCCCGAGCCCCCCAGCCGCGUCUUCCCGGGCACUAAGCCGGGUAGCAGACCCAGCCUUCCCAGGCCCAAACCCACCAGCAAACCAGCAGGGCAGCCCAGACAGCCGCCGGCCCAGAAACCAAAGACGAAACCUCGGCCCAACGGCGCAGUGCCCACAGCGACCAGCCCCCCCAGUGAUGUUGUGUGCCCGCAGCAAUGCCGCCGGACGGGGACGCUCCAGAGCAAUUUCUGCACCAGUGAUUUUGUGCUCAUGGGGACCGUGAAAACAGCCGUCCGAGGUGCUGGGAGCAGAGUGACGGCCACUGUGCUGCUCAUGAACACUUACAAGGCCGGCGCCUUGAGUCUCCCCCCAGCAGGAAGCGACGCCUCCGUCCUCCUCCGCCUGGAAGUGCCUUGUAGACAAUGCCCCAUCCUCAAGAAAGGUGCCAGCUACGUCUUCAUGGGCAAGGUGGGUGCUGAUGGGCAGGGCCUCCUCCCCCCCGGCAGUUUUGUGGUUCCGUUCCGCCAGCAGCAGCACCAGAUCCUCACCAACUUCAGCAGGCGCCCUUGCCCCGCCCCUGCGGCCAGGAACCGGACCUGAGCUCACCUGUAG